UAAUACGAGUCCUUGUUCAAACUGCGAGAGGGUUGUACAGUGCGCAUGACAGUAAGUAACUUGUUGGCUCGGAAAGCGUUUCAAAGCGGCAGUGCGGCGUCCGACGUCCUCAGCGUAUCCCGCUGGGGUUUACCGCUCCCAGACUAAGUUUCCGUUACGAAAAAUCCGCGAAGAGGGUUCGAAUUUUGAAUUCGAAAUGGAUUAGGCGUGUUUUGUUUUUCAUUGACUUUUCUGUCAUGUUGGAAGCGGGGUUUUACGAAAUAUGGAUACAACGUGACUUUAAAGAAAUUAAGAUUGAUUUUGAUGGAAUUAUUGAACUGUAAGUGUUUGUGAUGGCGUUGAAGAGACUUGUUAUCGCCUGGGCGGUCUGGCUGGCGUUGCCAUUGGCAACGGGCCAUCUUAACGUGCUCAUCAGCCAGGCUGAAGUGAUGAAAUUGCUCGGUCUCGACGCAGAACUAUACUACGUUCGAGAAGGCGUGGUAAACACCUACGCGACAGGUUUCAUCGUACCCGUGCCAGCGCACAUAGCAGAUCUGGAGUUUAUGUGGCAGUCCUUGGGCAGGAAACCACUACCGUACGUCAUGGACAUAGAUUACGAGAGCCGAGGUGCGAUGCUGCCACCGCAAGUCAACAUCUCGGAGAGGGGGAUGGUGCCCACCAAGUUGCAAGCUUUCAGGGUGCGCUUGCCUUGCACCGGCAGCAGAAGCGCCGAGAUCCUGGUGACCAUGCAACUGAACAUUUCGGCCCCUGAUCGCGCCCAUAAAGAUGUACGGCUCCUGUUUAAGAGGAACAAGAUCUGCUUGAAAGGCCUAUCAACAGUAGUCACCCACAACGAAACCGCCAUGCUGGCCGGCGACGCCACCCGCGGCUCCAGCGGCGUAGCCUUCGCUGCUGGCGGCUGCGCGGCUGCAGCGCUGGCGCUGCUGGCAGCUGCGGCCGCGGCGGGCACGCUUUACCGGCGGGGCGGGAAGGCGCGCCAUCAUGAUUCUAUACAUACAUCAUACACCACAGCAGCCUACGGCAGUCAUCAGAACGUCCUUCUGCGAUUGGACACCCUCGGCAGACCACCGAGCUCCACUGGAUCUUAUGCCACAAUAGCCAGCUUACAUAAAUUUCCGUUUGGCAGCAGAAGAUCCCCUUCACCGUACGCGACGACCCACAUCGGUGAGCACGUGUACGCGAAGCCGGAUUCCCGGGUGUCCUACUACGCAGCUUCUAAUCUCACGCACGUCUCGCAGACCACAAUAACAAAGGACCGCAUCACAGACCCCGCUGAGCAGCUCCGAAUUCUGACAACACCUCGUUCGAAUAUUCGUCUUGAGAUCCUGGUUCAUGAGGGGACGUUUGGACGAGUCUAUAAGGGGGUGUACAAACGAGGGGAUACGUAUGAAGAAGUCUUAGUUAAAACGGUGUCAGAAGCAGCAUCAGCCAUGCAAGCAGCCCUGCUCGUCGCCGAAGGCUUAAGGCUGUGUGGCCUCGUCCACAAUAACGUACUAGCACCAAUGGCAGCCUGUGCUGAAGAAGCGCGAAAACCGCUUCUAGUAUAUUACUGCGCUUCUCACUCUUCCAAUCUUAAAAGGUUCCUAACAUCAUGUCGCCUAGGCCACCAGGCAGCACCAGCGACGCGGGAGUUAGUAGAGCUUGGUGCGCAAGUGGCUUGCGGCAUGUCUUAUUUACACGUCCAACGUUUCGUACACGCCGACGUCGCUGCGAGGAACUGCGUAGUGGAUGAGAAAUUGAGACUGAAGGUGACCGACAAUGGCCUAUCCAGGGAUCUGUUCCCUGAUGACUACCACUGUCUUGGCGAUAACGAGAACAGACCAGUGAAAUGGAUGGCGCCAGAAUCUCUUCUGCAGAACCAGUACACAACAGCUUCUGAUGUGUGGGCGUUAGGGGUAACGCUAUGGGAGCUGGCAACUCUUGGUGCUUCUCCAUUAGCUGAAUUGGAUGCUGCUGAUGUUGGAGCAUUCCUCAGCGGAGGUUAUCGGCCAUCUCAGCCACAUAACUGUCCGGAUGAACUGUAUGGCCUAAUGUCCUGGUGUUGGACCACUUCUGCAUCAGCGCGACCGACAGCACCUCAGCUUUUGGCGGCCCUUCAUGACUUCAGACAAGCACUUAGCACGUAUAUCUAACUUUUGUUGAUUGACCAUGUCACUGCUUUAUUCUGUUUCAAGUAAGUAGCUUUGAAAUAUGUAUAAUGAAGAGUAUGCUUUUAAACUUUUUAUUAAUUUAUGAGCCGUUUAACUUUUGGAAUUUUAUAGUCAAUUCAAAUAAUCACUCGGCACUAUUUUUCGUAUACUUACUAAACCCAAAGUGCCUGCCAAAGAAUCUUAAAAUCAGCUAAGUAGAUGGAACAUAAAAUCAUUAGGUAAAAUCAAAGAUGGAAUAUCGGAUGGCGUAGCGCUUGAGCCAGAGAAUUGGUGUAGAAUAAAGUAAGGAAAUGCAAAACGGUGAUAUAUUUUUAAUUAAGUCAUAAGAACCCAUUAUGAGUACGAGUAUACCCAAAAUACUUAAUUAUCUUUCUUGAAAUGAAGCUAGUUAGACCGUAGGUAUCAUAGUAAGUGACAUUACAGCAGGAUAUAUAACCAAAGCAAUUAAAUGCCCCCAAAGACGGUUACCAAAGAUUAGGUAUAAUUUUAAGAUAAAUAAAGUUAAAUUAUCUAAACUAGGUUGGACGAAUGCAUGUAGUAAUUUGGUCUUGCAACAUUUUUAUGUAACUUUUAUCAAUUUUAUGUUUCGAAUAUCUACUACUAUCAGUUUUAAGAAUACGAGUGUGAUUGUUAAUAUUAAUAAUAGUUGAUUUAUUUUAAAAGCAUAUUGUAAUAUUUAGUUUGCCAUUGUUAAUUUGUUAUAUGUACUUAAUACAAUUUGUACACUUGUUUAAUAAUUGCACGUUAUACAUUUUCGAAAAAUUUAGACCAAUAUCGCCCAACCUCUUGUGUAUGUACAUACGAAAUCGAUGCAAAAGGAAUUUAAUUUUGAUAAAUGGAGCCGAUGGCUUUGAUUAAUUUAAUUGCGAUAUUAAUCGUUGUAGACAUAAUUAUUAGGAUAGAGUUCCUGAGGACAUAAAAGUCCGUCCAGGCACAAAAAGGAAACAACACCAAAGCAGUAGUUAGUCAUGAUAUAGUUGACGGAAUGGUUUCGAUGAAUCUAAAAUGUAAUGAAAAAUUGAAACGAAUUAAUUAGUAGCAUCGACAAAGCAAUAAUAAUAAGAUCUCAUAAUUGUUGUAGUAUCAGUACCCAUUGCUGCAAAGAUUCUUCAAAACCAUUGAUCGUGCAACUUUCAUGAUAAGAAGAUGUCUAUUAAACCACAAUUACUCAUAGAAAAUAUAUAAAUAAACUAUUCAAUAUACCUAACUAGUACUUAAAACGGAAACAUAACAAUAUUCAAAUAUACAAAUUGUGUAAAUAUAUGAAUUUAAAAAUCAAUGUCAGAUUUUUUCAACCCAUCAUCAUAGUAACAAGUACUUAAAUUGAGGUUAGAAUACAAAUCUAUUAACAAACUUCAAAUCGGUGUCGUCAUUUAAUGGUAAAAUAUACGUGUAUUAUAAAGUGAGAUUUAACUGUAGAUAGAAAAACCAAUUUAUUAAAUUAUUUUAAACUUUAUAACUUUUGCUAUUGUUUGUUGUUUGCACAUUUCAUUAUGUUUUCUUUAUUUAUUUUUUAUUCGACUCAUAAUUGCGUGCGUUAUCAGUAUUUAAGCUACCUCAACCAUAAUCUGCUUGCUGUUUAUUCUUAAGACCCUAAAUGCUAGUUAAAUUAUUAUUCCCGCUAGUUGGUAUAUUACAUGAACAAACAUCAUAUUUGUUUGUAAAGUCUUUAAAUCAUUAAACUGGCGCAAAGGCGUCAUUCAAAUUUCAAUCAAAAACCUAAUUUCGAUCAUCUUUUUCAUACUUCAGUUAUUUUACUUUGAGAAAUUAUUCAUCUACGUUAAUUCCAAUAUUUGUCAUUGUCAUAAUAUAUAUGUAUAUGCUAUUAAUACUUGUAUCUAAACAUGUUAUGGAUCAAACAGGGUCUUUAACUCUUAGGCAUUACCUAUACGUGUUUCUUAAUUUUAAUGUGUUGCGCUUUCUACUAAUACUUCGUAGCUUGAUGUUAACUUUUCUAUUGUAAAAUCGGUGUUCUUGUAAGAUUCUAGAAAUAAGCGCACCCUAAAUAAAAUAUUAGAAUAUAAUUAAAUCUUGUAAUUGCGCGAUCGGUAUUGAACAACAUGCAAAUAUGUAAGUUGGAAUACCUAAGUAUAUUAUAAUGAUUUGUACUAAAAGGCGGAGCCAGUAAAGGAUAAAUGUAAUUAAAAAAAUCUACUUUAAAUUCACCACUGAUUUUUCGAGUCACGGAUCUUUUAUAAACUAAAACCUUCAUGACUACUCUUAGAAUAUUUGAAAUAGCCUCAAUAGUUCGACAUCAGUACUUAUAAAUUGUAUAGAUAUAAAAACGCGUCAUUUUGUAUAUUUAAUGACUGAGUGCCAGAUGAAUGUGAUUGUAUGUUACAUGUUGAACUGUGUUUAAAUUAUAAUAUAAGUAACUGUUUCUAGUGGUAAAUGGAUGUAUUGUAAUCAAUAUGGCUUCAAUGGCGAAUGAAACGAAAUAAAGGUUAUUUUAUAUUAUA
Molecule: messenger RNA, 4609 nt
Organism: Cydia strobilella
Lineage: Eukaryota; Metazoa; Arthropoda; Insecta; Lepidoptera; Tortricidae
Gene: Drl-2
Product: tyrosine-protein kinase Drl
Exons: 13
Coding region: 333-2132 (599 amino acids)
Biological process (GO): cell surface receptor protein tyrosine kinase signaling pathway; axonogenesis; protein phosphorylation
Cellular component (GO): signaling receptor complex; plasma membrane
Molecular function (GO): ATP binding; protein kinase activity
Source: RefSeq, a predicted model, not a curated record